Messenger RNA from Pichia kudriavzevii, 3369 nucleotides. RefSeq lists its product as uncharacterized. The transcript has a single exon. NCBI's taxonomy places the organism in Eukaryota, Fungi, Ascomycota, Pichiomycetes, Pichiales, Pichiaceae. The coding region runs from base 1 to 3369 and encodes 1122 amino acids. Gene Ontology annotation, molecular function: syntaxin binding; GTPase activator activity; myosin II binding. Gene Ontology annotation, cellular component: cytoplasm; plasma membrane. Gene Ontology annotation, biological process: regulation of exocytosis; regulation of protein secretion; establishment of cell polarity. The record is from RefSeq and is a predicted model, not a curated record.
AUGUUUAACAAAACACCAGAAAUUAACGUAAAUAUCAAAGAUUUGAAAGUGACGUCACCAUUUCGAAGAAAGAAAAGGGACACUGGUUCCGAAAGUCCAAAUGCAAGUUUUGUAUCCUCUGAGUUUCAAAUGGAUGCAUCACCAUCCUUUUUAGAACCCUCUAGCAUCCCGCUCAACAAGAUCAAUCCCUUGAAAACCAUCAAAAAAAUAACUGGAAAAAAAUCGGAUGAAGUCGACACUAGGGAUUUACAUCCGGCAUCUCCUAAUCUCAAUUUUGGGAGUGAUUCCCAAAAAAUGCCGUCGUAUUCAAGAUCUGGGCUGAAACCCUCCAACUUUUCAUCUGUUUUCAAGUCAACAGAAAACUUAUCAGCUGGGUUAGAGGAUAUGCCCUUCGGGAUCUAUGAGCUACAAAAAUACGGUAUUGUAGGUAAUAUCCACACACUGGCGUUUGACCCGUUACAAUCAUUGAUGGCGGUGAUUACGGAGUUUAACCAAGUGUAUAUCUUCGGUCAGUCUAGAGUACAAGUGACAUUCCCGUUGGAAUCCAUCUCGCCUAUCAGGUCUCUGAGGUUUAUAAAGGGAAUAUAUCUGAUAGCUGUUGAUUCAACAAGUACCAUUUAUGUUAUCUCCUUGCUAAGAAAAAAGGUGAUCCAUAAGUGUAUUGCUAAAGUACCCAUCACAGCAUUUGCAUGUGAUUAUUCUUUAGAAUUUGUUUAUGUGGGAUUAAAAAAUGGUAUGGUCAGAGCCUUCAAUAUUGAAUCGGGCAUGGAUACAGUCCUAAGUUUACGGGAGCAGCAGACAACAGUUUUCAGAGGUGAGCCUAAUGUUGAAGUUACAGCGCUGAACAUCCACCCCAGAGACAUUGGUACUUUACUUAUAUCAUACCCAAAAGCUACUGUGAUUUAUAACCUGGUUGACAACACUAUCCUCAAUACUUUAGUAUAUAAGAUCCCGGAAACUGCCCCAGGUGGGGAAAAUUCCAUGUACGAAUACACAAAAGAUGGUUUUUAUUAUCCAAAGACAAUCCAUAAUUUGUGGCAUCCAAAUGGUUUGCAUUGUCUUACUGUCUACAGUGAUAAUUCUAUUGUGUUUUGGGAUGCAAAAACGGGUCAAAAAAUUCUAGCCAGGACUUUAUUUGAUGUCGAAGUUGAUGAGCCAACAGGUAAACACCAAAAAAUCAGUAAAAAUAGGAUGACAAAAAUUAAAACCAUAAGGUGGAUUGCAGAUAAAGACCCAGAGAAAACUUCCUUGCUGAUAUUGGGGGGUGAUGGAUAUCCAGCAGAUGGUUAUCAUCAAUUAGUUAGGAUGGAUUUUGGGAAAAUGCUAUCUUAUUCAAUUACUUCUUACAAGCAGAUGGCACAAUACUAUGCGCAACCUAAAGAACAGAGGAUUUUUGCAUUGCAUUCAAAGGCGGAUAUUCUUAAUUUUAUACCAUUAGGUGAAGCAUCACCUUACUUUGAUGGGUGUCAUGGCGUAGGCCUUGUUGCUGUUAUCAUGGGUGAUGGAUCUUUAAAGUUUCUGAGUUAUCCUCAGGGCCAAAUGUCCCUUCAUGCCAAAUAUUUCCCUUCUAGUAUCUCCUGGUUAAACCCUAAAAUCACAUGCUCGUCCUCUUCCUAUGUUGACCGCCGUCUUUUGAACACCAUAACUGUUAUCAAAAAUCCAAACGAGAUGCCUGAAUCGAUUCUCAAAGGUGGUAUUCCAUGUCGCCCGAAAUUCAAGGCAGACGUAGGCUCGUUGAUUAUCACAGGACAUGAGAAUGGGUUUAUUCGAUUAUGGGACUCGUCAGAAGGGCAGUUGGAUAGCAGUAGAAUAUUUGAAAUAGAUAUUGCUGAAAUUUUACAGAAAGAUGAUGAUGGUGUCACAGUAGAGAAUGUUUCAUUUGCACCUGAAGCCUUGGAAAUUGCAUGUUGCCUGAGAAAUGGGGAUGUAUUGUUAUUUGCCUACCAGGUAAACAAAAAAUAUCAACCCAAGAGUGAUAGUCUGGCUUUGGGAGCGAAUAGUUUGAAAUUGGCAGAUAGUGGCAGAGCCUUGAUAGACAUCUCUGAUCGUACGUCAACGGCAGUCAAAAGAGGCUUUCUACCUAAGUUGCUUAUAAAACCAUUACAGAAUGGCUCCGUUACUGCAAUUUGUGCCUCGAAUUUGGGUCUUGUUGCAAUAGGCUAUGAAUCCGGCAGAUUCCUAGUAAUCGAUAGACAUUCCGGCACUGUCGUUCAUAAUGAAAUUAUGAAGGAUGAUGGGUUAGGUAUACCGAUGAGGGUGACUUGUAUUACUUUUGGAUAUGGUCUGCAUAGUGGUUCGGUAGACACCGCUAGAAUCUUAAUGUACGUUGGAACAUCAAUAGGAAGAUUGCUAACUUAUGAGGUCAGUGGGCUACCUGGUACUUUUAGGACUAAGUAUAUUGAGAAAAUUGACUCUAACGAUGAAGCAAUUGAUUCGAUUAUUGUUGUCAACUCGCAAACAGGAAGACCAACGAUUGUAACUAUUGAACAUACAAAGAGAAGCUUCAGUAAUGAAAAAUCAUUUCCUUAUGUUAUUACCGCAUCCAAGUCGGAUAUUAGAGUAGUGAAGAAUAAUUCUAAAAUUGCACACAAGUCAUAUGGAAAAGGUAAUGUCUCCAAAAUCGGGAUAACUGGUGCCAAAGCUCCAAGAAUGAAUUCCGUUGCAUUCUGCUUAGUGGUAAUAUUGGGUGGUUCUAAGAUUUUGUUAUGCCUAACAAUCCCGUCAUUGAUGGAGAUUUCUAAUUUGAGGAUUCCAUAUAGAAUGGAUCCAGUUUAUGCACGUGAGAGUUAUGUCUUGCCAUUAGGAGAUGUAUUCUUGAGGAUCAAUCAAACCGAGGCUGCCCUGACCAAUAUUAUGAAGUUAAGAAAACCUGUGAUGUCACUAGAAACUAAACAGUCAGACGAUACCUUAUUCUUAAAGAAUAUCACCGUUCCCUGGAGACCUGAAGUGAAUCCAAUGCUAAAAAGUACACCCUCGGUUACGUAUUCCCAGCUGUAUACUUUACUGACAAACAAGGAGAAGCCUACUCGAAUUGGAAGUGAGGAGGGAGAGUUGUCUUGGGAGGUUUCAUGCUAUAAUCCUGCCAAUUAUACAUACAUUACUACGGCAAAACCAAUUUAUUAUAAUCCGAAUGCGUUACAUCAGGAUGCCCUUCUAAUGGAAACACCUAAGAGAAAUACAUUGAAAAAGAGGGACAAUAAAGAUGGUGGCUGGCUGAACAGUGUAUCGAAGAAAUUCUCAUCAAGUCUAGAGAAUGCACAAGAUAAUUUCGACGCAUAUGUUGGUGAUCUGAACGAUGGUUUUGAUCAAAUGGUAUCUGAUGCUAAGAACGAUGCGAUUAAAGGAAUUAUAGGUAGUAAAUUUGGCUAA